Necator americanus (New World hookworm) is the source of this 837-nucleotide messenger RNA. RefSeq lists its product as uncharacterized. NCBI's taxonomy places the organism in Eukaryota, Metazoa, Nematoda, Chromadorea, Rhabditida, Ancylostomatidae. The record is from RefSeq and is a predicted model, not a curated record. Bases 1 to 837 code for a protein of 278 amino acids. The transcript has 4 exons.
AUGCCGAGCAUAGUGCUAAGACGAUGUCUGCAGGACACUAAUCGUGUUCUUCACAUGAUGGCGAAGUUGAACAGGAACUGUCUUGCCACUGCCUCUUGUCUAACCCAAGUCACCACCUCAAAGGUGUUGUACAUCGGGCUGGUGUCCGAACUGCAGCAGUUGUUCGUUGAUACAUGUCAUCAAGUAGUCGAGCCUUUCAAGCACUCCAUCGGCACGAUCACUCUCCUGACGAUGAACACUCGGUCAAUCGGAGAUCGGCCAGAACGACAGGACGAAGGCCAGCUUGCUUGUCGUUUCUUCACGGUGUUAACCGAUAAUCAAGAUCAUACAGAAAACUUCGACUUCUUUCUCUCGAUGAAGAUUGUCAAAGCUGGCGUUGGACCAUAUCUUCUCAUCCGUAAACAUCCGAUUCGGCUUGUAAGUUGUUCGAAAGGAUCGAUGCUUACCGCUAUAUUCGUGUUGACACCAAAUCCUCCAACUUCUCUUCUGUCGCAUGUUCAUAAGCACAGUUCUUCUCCAGUGCCAUACACGGCGUUCAGUGGUUGGCGUCGUUUCGACUCGGUCAGUCCGAUCACGUCAUAUCUAAACUUCAUGGCUUGCAUCAUCAGAUCCUCAACAGCCGUAGAAGUACCGAUCGUCAUCCUAGUGCUUUUCCAUUUGGGCACCCUACCUGGACCGACGUGCGGUAUACAGUGGCAUUAUGAGCAUCCUAUCCUGGCACAGCAGAAGCAGGGAGUGCAUCUCCUGAAUCCACCUGCGUCUCAGGACAAGUACAAGGUCGCUUUUAGUCAGCGAUUAACCCCUAUCCGUCACCUGGUGACCCAUGUAGCCUCGUGA